This is a messenger RNA of Dicrocoelium dendriticum, 356 nucleotides long. The record is from the annotation of a GenBank genome assembly. Lineage: Eukaryota; Metazoa; Platyhelminthes; Trematoda; Plagiorchiida; Dicrocoeliidae.
CGAACACUCUUUUUCUAGUUUUGUUCUGCUCGGGUGCUUCGCUGUAGCGUUAUGCACUCAGGAAUCGUGCGUGUGUCCUGCUUUCACUAGCAAUCGUCAACGGGAAACACAUACCCUUGGUAGGUCCGGCAGUAAGCAAGUGCCGUCGCAGGACAAGUGUAUGCGAAUGCUUUGGACUACGUUAUCACGGUACAACUUCCCGCCCGUUUUAUUGUUUCCGGGUGACAUACGGGCUAACAGCGCUACGAAAGCUGUGUCAGGCUUUCCAUCUGAUGAGUUUGGGGUAUCCACUAACUCGUACCUCUCUUGUUGAACAUGGCUCGCUGCUUUCAUAUCCAGUAUCCGAUAGGAGCAGU